Prunus mume (Japanese apricot) is the source of this 812-nucleotide messenger RNA. Lineage: Eukaryota; Viridiplantae; Streptophyta; Magnoliopsida; Rosales; Rosaceae. The record is from RefSeq and is a predicted model, not a curated record.
AUGGCAUUAGAGACACUCCCAAAGAUCCCGGGUAGAGGUGCAACCGACGAGAGGAGAGAGAAUGGAGUUAGAGAGUGUACUGGUGAUGUAGUUGACAAUGAGUUGGUCUUGUUGGUACCAUUGAGCAUGGGCGGGAUUGGUUUGGGUGAGGGAGGCAGUGGUGGUUGUUGGUGUUUUGAUGGUAGAAGGGAGCCUGUGACUUCUAAAGUGAAGAAGGGUGAGAAGAUUCUUAGAAUCUCAAUUUUGGCCGAGUUUCUUGGCAAUGCCGACCAACUUGUGUCAUUGUUGGGGAAGGAGUUUCCUGAAUUGGGUUUGAAGAAGGAGAACUGUAUGGAGAUGACUUGGAUUGACUCUGUGCUUUGGCGGGCUAAUUUUGAUAAUGGGACUAAACCUGAAGCAUGGGUUGGAGAAGAUGCAGGAGAGGAUUCAGAGAAGAAUUAUCUCACACAAAGCAGAAGGCUUUACAGUUACAUGACGCCAUUUGUGUCCAAGAACCCAAGAAGUGCUUUCUUGAAUUACAGGGACCUUGACAUUGGUGACAAUAGCUAUGAAGAAGGGAAGGUUUACGGAUUGAAGUACUUCAAUGACAACUUUGAUAGGUUGCUGAAGGUGAAGACUGCUGUUGAUCCAGAAAAUUUCUUCAGGAACGAGCAGAGUAUCCCUACUCUUCCAAAUGGAAACUCAGACGUGAAUAGCGGGUCAAGUUCCAACUUACCAAUGGGGAAGUUAUUCGUUCUACUGAUAUGCUUGCUUAUCGGAGGUUGGUAACGAGAAACGUUUCCAUAGUCAAGACUAGGAUCCUUCAUAACCUU